Messenger RNA from Impatiens glandulifera, 957 nucleotides. Its product is annotated as protein phosphatase inhibitor 2. NCBI's taxonomy places the organism in Eukaryota, Viridiplantae, Streptophyta, Magnoliopsida, Ericales, Balsaminaceae. Gene Ontology annotation, molecular function: protein phosphatase inhibitor activity. The transcript is spliced from 5 exons. Gene Ontology annotation, biological process: regulation of signal transduction. The coding region runs from base 196 to 774 and encodes 192 amino acids. The record is from RefSeq and is a predicted model, not a curated record.
UGAGCGAAGAAUAAGGGAUAUUAUCGGGAACAAAGAGAGAUCUAUUGAAGUUGAAAAUUGGAAGUCUAUACCCAAAUUCUCCAGUUUUCUGAAAAAUUGAUCUCAGCCGCUCGAUCUUUAGACUUUCUUCUAAGGGUAAUAGGAACAGGUGGUGUCUGCCACAAGUAGGAGAUUUACGACCAAUCAGAUCUGAUUAUGAAGAGCCGUGUGAAAUGGGAUGAGAUUAAUCUUGGGGAUAUUGAAAGAAACAAACCUGUAAGGCAGAAAAUAACUGAACCCAAGACACCAUAUCACCCCAGGACUGAUGAUGAUAGUCCUUUCUCUCCGGGUGGUAGCUUCAAUGAUUGCACGGAUGAUGAAAUGUAUGCAGACGCAAUAUGUUCUGCUUUGAACGAAAUAGCUUCUUCUUCAUCUUCAUCUAGUGGGAAAAUAGCAGAUAAGUCUGAUGCCUGGCCAUCGUCUGAUGAUGAGACUACUGGUCCUCCUCCUGUGGAUCAAGAUGAUGAAGAUGAAGAUUCUGAGACAGAAAGGAACAGUUCGACCUUUAGGGAGCAGAGAAGAGCUCACUAUGAUGAAUUUCAGCAAGUGGAAGAGCAUAGAAGAAAAGGGUCAUUCAUGGAGGAUGGUUCGGAUGAGGAUUUUGAGAAUGGUAAAGCUAAUCAUGAUCCUUCUUCUUCCUUAACUCAAGGAGUGAGAGAUAUCGAGAUUGAGGAUGCCCAGGAACAGCAGUCAUCUUCUUCUUCUUCUUUGCCACCCCCUAAAAAUGGAGCUUAAAUGCAAAGGAGGGGAAUUUAUUUCAUUUCUCCAUGGCUAUUUCCUGUGACAAUUCUCUUCAAAUUUGUCUUUUCAUUUUUCUUGAAUGCUUAUUUGCUUGCUUGUUUAUGAUGAUGAUGUUGUGAAAUGACUUGCCUGUAAUACUGUAAAAUUGUUCAGUCAGGAGGAAAACAUAUUUCCCAU